This is a messenger RNA of Harmonia axyridis, 1062 nucleotides long. RefSeq names its product esterase AGAP003155-like. The record is from RefSeq and is a predicted model, not a curated record. The transcript has a single exon. Lineage: Eukaryota; Metazoa; Arthropoda; Insecta; Coleoptera; Coccinellidae. Bases 93 to 776 code for a protein of 227 amino acids. Gene Ontology annotation, cellular component: cytoplasm; nucleus. Gene Ontology annotation, biological process: response to retinoic acid.
ACAAAUUUUAGCAAUAAAUAAAAACAUAACCUUAAUUUACUCUUAGAUUCUAGAAACAACAUAAAACGCCAACCGGUACUAAGUUUUUCAAUAUGUCAGAGUCAGAUGAUAAACUUAAAAUUUUAGCUCUCCAUGGUUACCGACAAAAUGCUGAGAAAUUCAAAAAAAUUACCCAACCAUUGGUGGACGCAUUAUCUCCAUGGGUAAAUUUUGUGUACGUGACUGCUCCUCAUGAAGUACUUCUGGUGGACGAUCCAGAUGAUUUGAAGGUGGGUGACAAAUUGAAUAAAAAUCAGUUUGGUUGGUUCUUCAAUAGGGAUAAUUUGACAAAUCGAGGCAUAAGGAAUGGAGGGCCAGCAACAGGGUUUGAAGAGACAAUAACACUGAUUGAAUCCAUAGUUGAAACAUAUGGUCCAUUUGAUGGUAUUUUGGGGUUCUCCCAGGGUGCAUGUCUGGUGGCUUUACUAUGUGAUCUUCAACAUCGUCGACUAAUAAAAACAAAAUUCAAUUUUGCUAUUAUCAUAUCAGGUUUCAAAUCGAAAUGUUUACCCCAUUUGAAAUAUUUUAGCGAUAUUAUCCCAAUACCAACCUUACAUGUAAUUGGAGAUGACGAUAGAAUAAUUCCUACAAAUAUGAGUGAAUUAUUAGCAGAGGCAUUUGAAGAAUCUAUUAUAGUAAGGCAUCCAGGAGGUCAUAUUAUUCCAACAACUCCUGAACAAAUGGAAGAUUAUCAUAACUUCAUAUACAAUCAAUAUUUAUCUAAAAAUUUGUCAUAAUUCAGUAAACUGUAGAAUUUAAUCUUCAGAGCUUUGUAUUUUGAUACCUAUAAAUUAAUCCAUGUGAUAACUACUUAUGUUUUAAUUUAUUUUAUUCACACAGAUUGGAAAUUUACUUACUACAAAUGAUGCUUAUUGUAUAUUAUAUAUACAGGAAUUAUUGAAAUAUUUGUAUUGACGUUGAAUAUAGUCUGCAUUUUCAGCAAAAUGUCUAAUGAUUAAUCGUAAAUCCAUCAGUGUUUUUAUUUUCAUCAAAUAAAUUAAAUUUAUAACCUAAUUCUAUUAA